Molecule: messenger RNA, 909 nt
Organism: Fonsecaea erecta
Lineage: Eukaryota; Fungi; Ascomycota; Eurotiomycetes; Chaetothyriales; Herpotrichiellaceae
Exons: 2
Coding region: 1-909 (302 amino acids)
Source: RefSeq, a predicted model, not a curated record
AUGCUGUCGCUGCCAUCGAACCACACCACAAACCCCGUCGAGGUCCAUGCUCUGGCCACCGGUGAACUCAACCACCCUGAUCGGUGGCUUUUCGAAGAUGGCGACGAAGACGUGAUGGGCGCCCGACACCCCUAUCCCGACUUCAGUUUCUUGAUACGGCAUUCUUCGGGAAAGAAUGAUUUUGAUCAAGUGCCCGAGUUGAUCCGAAGCCUGUUUCAUGUCAUACAGCCGUCUGUGGCGGAAGACCCUGUCGACAUCUUGUCGCGGGGCCCGGUAUCACCGUCGAGCAUCGACGCCGUGGUCUUCAGCCACGUCCACUUUGACCACAUUGGCGACCCGACCAAGUUCCCGCAGGCCGAGAUGAUUGUCGGGCCCGGCGCCACAGCGGCCAACGGUGAAGGGUGGCCGGUGAACCCCAAAUCCCCGUUUUCCAGUUUCGUGGUGCAACACCCCAAACUCCGGGAGUUGAGCUUCGACAAGGAAACGUGGGCCCCGCUUGGCCCAUUCGAUCGCGCAUACGACUUCUUUGGGGACGGCAGCUUCUACCUGAUCGACACACCGGGCCACAUGCCGGGCCACCUGGGCGGCCUGGCGCUGACGGGGCCCGACGAAUGGGUCUUCAUGGGAGGCGACUGCUGCCACCACCGCUCCAUCCUAGUGGGCAGCCGUCCGAUGAGUGUGACGUCGGGACCGAUGGGGCGGUGCUUCCACAGUGACCCGAAGGUCGCGGGUGAGACGUUGGAGAAGAUCCGCCAGGUCGAGAAGUCGGACAGUGUCUUUGUCGCUCUGGCGCACGAUUCGUUCUUGGUCGGCACCAUGCCGCAGUAUCCCCAGAGCUUGAACGGGUGGUCUCAGAGCGGAUGGAGUAAGGAUCUCCAGGGUGUCCUGAGUCGACAUUACAAAUCUUAA